AUGGGACAAGCAGGUUCAAAGCAGGAAAUGUUUUGGGAAGCUUGUGGUUUUGGCCGACCUCAUCUUGUGCAGAAGUUCAUCGAGCAUGGCAUUGAUGUCAACUGGGUAUCCUCAAUACAUGCCUGUAGCCCGAUACAUGUGGCAUCUCAAGGCAAACAUGAGGUGGUGCAGCUAUUGAUAGAUGCUGGCUGUGACCUCACUGUUGUGGAUUCUCGAGGGAACUCCGCGGUUCACCAUGCAGCCAUGCAAGGCCACGCCGACAUCAUUCAAAUGUUGUCUGAUGCUGGAGCAGACAUCAAUACCCAGGACAAGAACGGCUGGACACCCUUGCAUUGUGCUGCCUAUUAUGCUCACUCGACAGCGGUGGAGGUGCUGUUGAGAAACAAGUGUGAUGUCACCAUCCUGAACAAGGAUGGAAGGUCGGCUUUGAUCGAGACUGCCAGAUCUAAAAAUUAUGAAGACGAGAAGAUACUCGGAGAGAUCGCCAGAAAGUUGAUCAACGCUGGGUGCGACGUUAACUUGAAGUGUGCCGAUUUGGGAGAGGCAAACUUCACAGGCCUGAUGUUUGCGGCGUAUCACAAUCAUGUGGAUGUUGCCACAGCAUUUAUUGAGGGCAGCUGUGACCUGGACUGUGCUAGUUGUUACACCAAAUGGACAGCCCUGCACUGGGCAGCAGACUGUGGCAAUGCUGAGAUGGUCUACCUGCUGCUUGAUGCUGGAGCUGACCCUACUAGAACCGGAAUGAGAGGGGAAAUGGCUUCAGACAGAGCCAAGAAUGAGGAUUUAAAGGAAAUGCUUGAGAGUGCUGUUAAAAAUUGGAGUGAAAUGGAGAAGGUAGAAAAUGUCUCACUGUCGUCCGCUCACUCAUUCAAUGCUCAGGCUUCUUUGGACACCGCAAGGGCUCUGGAGAGUUUGUCCAGCCAUGCCAAGAACAGAGAUAUCCUUUCAGCCCCGAUGCCGACAAUUCCAGCCCUAGGCAUCUCCUCAAGAUCCGACCCGAAGAUUCGAUAUACAAAACGUAGUGUGAACGAAGUUGCUACCAAAAAUCUAAAUUCAGUCUUCCCAUGGAAAAGUUACUCCAAACAGGGCUCCCCCAGCCCAGAUAAAGAUGGAGUUAACAGAAAUGGAGAGGAGGAAGAAAGGAGAAAAAUGUUUCCAUCUCAGGAUGAUAAAACAAAUGCUUUCAUGGACUCAUUAGCACAGAGGAUUAACUACAUGACCAGCAAGAUUGCAUCCAUGAGCAAUUCAGUCAUUCAGGUCAACGGAAGUCAAGACCACGGACCGAGACCAACUUCUGGAGAUGUUCCCAGAAGUAAAUCCACUUACAGUGCCGAGGAUAACUCUGAAGAUUCUGGGCUACCAACCCAUGAUGUUAGUCAUGUUGCCUCAGAGUUAGCAACCCCUGACGAUGGCCUGGGCAUUCUGGGCCAGAAUGAUAACCAGACUCCUUCCAAAUGUGCCAGCCCCAGAUCCCCAAAGUCUUCCAGCUCUGCAGCAUCCUCAAAAGUCUCCAGCCCUUCCAAAUCAAAACACGAUGACUUACUGGAUGAGGAAGCUGAUGCUUGCAUAAUUGAAGCUAGCCACCGGGGUUUCUCUAUUCUCCAUGCUCUCCAGGAAAGACACCGACGGAGCAUGUAUCUGGAAGAUGUUGCCGUGGAGAAUCCACCAGUGGAAGAAAUUGUUUCCACAUCUGAAGUCUUAUCUCAAGUCUGA
Messenger RNA from Candidula unifasciata, 1713 nucleotides. The record is from the annotation of a GenBank genome assembly. NCBI's taxonomy places the organism in Eukaryota, Metazoa, Mollusca, Gastropoda, Stylommatophora, Geomitridae.